UCGCCCAAACCGAUAUAGAGAUAGCAAGAGGUAUGCAAUUUCAAAAUCAACAUGUUACUCUCUCAGAGUCAGUGGGUAUCUCGUUCUCUCACCAAAUCACUUUUCUCCAUUCCCAUAACCUAUGCAUCAAUCUCCCCUCAAAGAUUUUGGUGCCAUUCAUUACCACAUUCCACCAAAGAUGGUGUCAAGCAUGUUUUUGAUGAACCUGAACUUAAAAUAUUGAAGCAGAAAAUGGAACCACUUGGUAUUACCUUAGAUAACUCUUGUUUUCCUGGGAAGUACCAUAACCUUUUUUGUCCAAAGUGUAAAGGUGGAGAGUUAAUGGAGAGGAGUUUAUCUUUUCACAUUAUCACUGAUUGUGAAUUUGCAAUGUGGAGGUGUUUUAGGCCUACAUGUGGUUGGGCUGGUCAGGUAUUUGCAGAUGACAGGGAAUUGGUGAAUAAACCUUUUGGACAUAUGGAUGAGAAGAGCUUAGGAUUGGAACCACUUGGUCCUAAGCUUGUUGCUUACUUUAAGGAGAGACUGAUAUCAGAGAAAACCUUAAGGAGAAAUGCUGUAAUGCAAUUGUCGGACCAGAAGAACGUUAUUGCUUUUACCUAUAAACGAAAUGGGUUGCUUGUUGGUUGUAAGUACAGAACAAUGGAGAAAAGAUUUUGGCAGGGAAAUGGCACAGAGAAGGUACUUUAUGGACUUGACGACAUUACUCACGCAACUGAAAUCAUCAUUGUUGAGGGGGAAAUUGAUAAGCUUUCACUUGAAGAGGCUGGCUAUCUAAAUUGUGUUAGUGUUCCCUUCGGUGCGCCUGGAAAGGUUUCUUCAAAAGAUUUGCCACCAAUAGAAAAGGAUACUGCAUAUCAAUACCUGUGGAACUACAAAGCGUACUUGGAUAAGGCGGUUCGCAUUAUUCUGGCAACUGAUAAUGAUCCACCUGGUCACGCUUUAGCAGAAGAGCUGACUCGGCGCCUCGGACGAGAAAGGUGUUGGCAAGUACGAUGGCCAAAGAAAGACGAAUCCACCUUCUUCAAAGAUGCAAAUGAGGUUCUCAAAUACAUGGGAGCUGAUGCAUUGAAGAGAAUAUUUGAAAAUGCAGAGCCAUAUAGUAGUACACACUAAUUCCAUGAUUUCUACCUAAUGUGAAGAUGGUUGUAGUGAAAUGUGGCUGAUAUACCUUGAUCGGUGGUCUACAUCCCGUCGUCAAGAACUCUUUUCAGAUUGUUCCACCUAGAUUUAAAUAUUUGUUUACAACAAUAUAGUUAGUAACAUGUAAUAUCUAUACAUAAAUAACGACCCAAAACGUUGCAUGACACCAGCAUAUAGAAUAUUCCAUAGGAUGUUUGUAUUUUAGACCUUAGAAUAUCAGAGGAAGGUAUCAGAAACCAAUGGCCUUCUAAAAGACAUGCAAAUAUACCAUAAAUGAACACAGGUGUUAUCAAAUUUAUUAAUGCGAGUCCAUUCCGUGUUAUUAUGA
Molecule: messenger RNA, 1468 nt
Organism: Lathyrus oleraceus (garden pea)
Lineage: Eukaryota; Viridiplantae; Streptophyta; Magnoliopsida; Fabales; Fabaceae
Product: primase homolog protein
Exons: 14
Coding region: 52-1113 (353 amino acids)
Molecular function (GO): single-stranded DNA binding; 5'-3' DNA helicase activity
Source: RefSeq, a predicted model, not a curated record